AUGAGCACCUUGGCCUUGUACCGCGGCAUCUACACCCAAGAGGACUUCCAACAAGUCUAUGGGGUGCCCCUGGAGCAGGAGAGCAGCCUAGCAAGGAUGGUGAAAGGCAGGCUGAGCCGCUGCUGCCACUGCUCCAAAGCGGCAGCCUUGCACUUAUUUAGAAGAAGGAUGCCUAUUGCAAGUUGGCUGCCCAAGUACCAGCCAAAGAAGUGGCUUUUGGGGGACUUGGUGGCGGGGUUAACCGUGGGCGUCAUACACAUCCCUCAAGGAUUUUCUUUUGAUAUAUUAAAACCUUGCCUUCCUACCUCAACCUCUUCCCACUCCACAGGCACAUUUGCUGUGGUCAGUCUGAUGACAGGCUCCGUGGUGGAGCGCCUGGUUCCCAUCCCCCAGCAGGCCAAUGGCACAGGUCCUGCUGAAGUCGCCGUAUUGGAGAGACAACGCAUUGAGGUAGCUGCCGCCAUGGCCUUUCUCAUGGGGCUCCUCAUGGUCAUGAUGUUUAUGCUUCACUUGGGCUUCCUUUCCACCUACCUCUCGGAACCAGUGGUCAAGGCCUUUACUAGUGCCGCUGCCUUGCACGUGGUAGUUUCUCAGCUACAGAGCCUCCUGGGAAUAUCCUUACCACGGCCCAAUGGCUACUUUGCCAUUUUCAAGACACUGGCAUCUGUUGUGGAAGCGUUGCCCUUAACCAACAUGGCAGAACUGCUUAUCUCUGGGCUCUGCUUAGCUGUGCUGGUACCAAUCAAAGAAAUCAACCACCGUUACCGUAGCCGGAUGUGGGUCCCCAUCCCAGGAGAGAUCAUCAUGGUACUGCUUGCCACAGGAAUCUGCUUUGCUUCCUCUCUGAAUACCCACUAUAAUGUACAGAUUGUUGGACACCUCCCAGCAGGGUUCCCACAGCCCCAGCUCCCAGCUCUGCAUCUGCUGCCCCAAGUGUUGGGUGACACGGUGGCCCUCGCUUUCGUGGCCUACGCCAUCUCAGUGUCGCUGGCCAUGAUCUACGCUGAGAAGUACCACUAUGUCAUUGACCCCAACCAGGAACUUCUGGCUCAUGGUGUUUCAAACCUAGUCUCUUCCCUGUUCACCUGUUUCCCCAAUUCAGCCACUCUGGCUACAACUAACAUUUUGGAGAGUGCUGGUGGACAUACACAGCUUUCUGGACUCUUCACCAGUGCCAUUGUCCUGAUUGUGUUAAUCUGGAUUGGACCACUCUUUCAUUAUUUACCAAAGGCUGUCCUAGCUUGUAUCAAUGUCACCAGUCUUCGACAGAUGUUUCUGCAGUUCCGGGACUUACCUGAGUUGUGGAGGAUCAGCCAUGUGGACUUCGCUGUGUGGAUGGUCACGUGGCUUUCCGUGGUUGUGCUUAGUGUGGACUUUGGCCUGGCAGUGGGAGUUGUGUUCUCCAUGAUGACUGUUGUAUGCCGCACACAGAGGGCUGAAUGCUCUGUGCUGGGCCGAGCAGCGGAUACGGAAAUCUACAAGCCCGUCAAGUACAACAGCAAGUGCUUUGAGAUCCCAGGUGUGAAGAUCUUAAGUUACCAGGCCCCCAUCUAUUAUGGAAACCGCAGCUUUUUUAGAGAUAUUGUCAGCAAACUUGUGGGGCUGCAGCAAGACUGCAAACAGUCUGAGGAUCCACCGUUUAACAGCAGGAUAAAAAUGGACAUCACUACAGUGGACAGCACCGUUUGUGUCUUGGAAAAGAAGCUUAGCUCAGGCUUAGAUGUACAGGCUGUGAUUUUUGACUGCAGUGGAAUAUCCUUUGUGGAUUCAUCUGGCGCACGGCUCCUUAUCCAGGUGUGUGUGGAAUGUCAAAAAGCCGGCAUUCAGAUACAUUUGUCUGCCUGUAAUGCCAAUGUCCUACAGACCUUGAGUUUUUGUGGCCUCAUGCAUCACCUAACCCCUCAGCAGAUUUUUGUCACCGUUCAUGACGCUGUAUCCUACCUCCAGCAAACCACGGAAAACAUGGAACAGAAGGAUCCUACCAUCUGGGUAUAA
Molecule: messenger RNA, 1995 nt
Organism: Protobothrops mucrosquamatus (brown spotted pit viper)
Lineage: Eukaryota; Metazoa; Chordata; Lepidosauria; Squamata; Viperidae
Gene: SLC26A10P
Product: solute carrier family 26 member 10
Exons: 19
Coding region: 1-1995 (664 amino acids)
Biological process (GO): transmembrane transport
Cellular component (GO): membrane
Molecular function (GO): bicarbonate transmembrane transporter activity; chloride transmembrane transporter activity; sulfate transmembrane transporter activity
Source: RefSeq, a predicted model, not a curated record